Molecule: messenger RNA, 4154 nt
Organism: Danio rerio (zebrafish)
Lineage: Eukaryota; Metazoa; Chordata; Actinopteri; Cypriniformes; Danionidae
Source: RefSeq, a predicted model, not a curated record
UGUCUGUGCAUGAAUAUUUCUGUAUAUUUAUUCAACAACUUAUUGAGGUUUCCUGGCACGUAUUGACUGCUAAAUAAAAAAGCAUUUUAACAAAUCCUGAACAUAAAAAAGAAGGAGCUGAAGACAAACUACAGACAAAUUACAGUUCCUGCUGACACGCGCUUACUGAAUUGAGGAUGAUGGGACAAAAGGUCCCAUGAACAGGUCUAAUAAUGCUUCAAGUGUCUUGGUCUAUUAUGAAAAGUGCUGACUUGCUGUUUUUAUGGUGCUGUUAUUACGUAACUGUGCUCUUUGACGCCACUUUCAAGCAUUCUGAGUGUAAGAAGGUGCUAGAAGUUUCUGCAAUAUAGUGCCAAGGGUCUGGAAGGAUCUUCGGCGUAAAAUCCCUGGGAGCUUUACAAACACAAAAAGUGACAUUUUCAAAGUCAAGUUUGUCAUUCAUUUAGCUGAAAGUCAACAACAACUGCUUCCGAGAAAUCUUAUGCAACAGACUGUGCUGACUCACAUACUUUAAUAAUAACAUCCGCAAGUCUGAGAUAAACAGGCGAAGAUGAGUGAACAUGGUGAAAUAACUUUGAUAACUUCAAAGGAAUGACUUCAAAUCUGUUUCACCAUUUUGAAAUAUGUGGGACAGUAUAUUUGGCUGUGAUGACUCAAGUGGACACGGACAAUUUGUUCAGAACUUGAUAUCCAUCACCAUUUCAGAACGAUCCAAAGAGCUUCUUGUUCUUUGGUGGAAGAAAGAUCUUUUGUACAAGGGAAUUUACAUGGCCAAUGUCACAGACUGUUCUUAUAGAAACAGUAAAUUAACUUUCACUGACAACGGUGACAAAUCUUCAAUGUUUUGAUCUAUUUUAUUUUAUUUAUGUAUUAAUUACAUUUUUUUAAAUGUAAAAUAUAAUCCCAUAUGUUGUCAUGGACUGUUAUUUUUGUGUAAAUGUCUGGUAGGGAGGGCGGGAAGAUUGUCUUGUCAUCAAGACUACAGUAGUUUGACCUCUAAAAGCUCAUAUAAGCUCUUAAAAGCAGGGUGAGGUUUGAUGAGUAACACCUGCCUUUUUGUGUAAUACUAGACUUUUUGACAAAUCAUCUUGUCUCAGCCAAUCAUCAAGCAGGUCUGAGACCAGGUUGAUUUAUAACCUCUGGAGUUAAACUUUAAUUAGCACAGAUUAUAUCUGUCCUCAGCCCCAUUCACUCUUGUCCUGAUACAUACAUUUAUACAGGAAAGGCAUCCAAUCUCUGGAUUAUGGUUCAUCAGAAUAAAUCGUCUGUGAGGUCUGCUGAGCUGGGCGACAUUUCACUGCUGUCAGAUUCUCCUAAAAAAUUACCAAAGUUUUACAUCCGUCCUUCCAUUCAUGAACAGCACAUGUUAAAAAGGAAAAUGGUCAAGAAGUCUCUUGUUGCUGGGAUGGUGGUCUUGCUUGUGGCAGCCGUGGGUUUUUUCCUGGGUGUGUAUUUGGGGAUCGGAAACAAAAGACUCACUGUGUCCUCGGACCACUUCUACUCGAAAGCAGCCGUGGCAGCAGACGCUGGGAAAUGUUCUGAGGUUGGGAGGGACAUCUUAAAGCGCAAUGGUUCAGCAGUCGAUGCUUCUAUUGCAGCUCUAUUGUGUGUUGGGCUCUUCAACGCACACAGCAUGGGCAUUGGAGGAGGGCUGUUUUUCACAAUAUUUAAUGCGUCUACAGGAAAAGUAGAGACAAUUGAUGCCAGAGAAACUGCUCCAAAGAACGCUUCAGAAGACAUGUUUGGCAAUAACACCCAGCUUUCACGGAAAGGAGGGUUGUCAAUCGCUAUUCCAGGGGAAAUUCGUGGCUAUGAGAUGGCACACAACAGACAUGGGAGACUGCCAUGGAGGGAACUGUUUCUGCCCAGUAUUAAAUUGGCACGCAAUGGUUUUCCAGUUGGCAAAGCCCUGGCUAAUGCCAUCGCAAAAAACAAGGAAACAAUUCUGAGUGACAUGACAUUAUGUGAAGUGUUCUGUGACUCAGACAAAAACAUCCUGAAGGAAAAUGAUAUCAUUAGAUUUACCACGCUUGCCGACACCUAUGAGAAGAUUGCAGAAGAAGGGCCGGAUGUGUUUUACAGUGGAUCCUUGGCCCAGAAUAUAGUGGAUGAUAUCCAAGCUGCAGGAGGAAUUAUAACACUUGAGGACCUAAGGGAAUAUAAGCCAGUGUUGAAUGAGACGCCAUUGAAGUUAACUGUCGGAGAAUACACCAUUAAUGUUCCUGACGCUCCAUCCAGUGGACCUGUACUCGCUCUGAUUCUCAAUAUAGUGGACGGUUUCAACUUCUCAGACCACAGUGUGUCCACAGCAGAAAAGAAGACUUUGACCUAUCAUCGUAUCGUAGAGGCGUUUCGCUUUGCUUAUGCUAAGAGGAGUAAAUUAGGAGACCCACGUUACCUCAACAUCACAGACCUCAUCCACAACAUGACCUCAGACUACUUUGCAGACAACAUCAGGAGUAAAAUAACAGAUGACACUACUCACCCAGACAGCUACUAUGAUCCAGAAUACUUUGUACCCGAUAACCACGGAACAGCUCACCUGUCAGUCAUCGCAGAGGAUGGGAGCGCAGUGGCUGCAACCAGCACCAUCAACCUUUAUUUUGGCUCAAAGGUGAUGUCACGCUCAACUGGCAUUAUUUUUAAUGAUGAGAUGGAUGAUUUCAGCUCUCCUUACAUAACCAAUGGUUUUGGUGUUCCCCCUUCACCCAACAACUUCAUUCAGCCAGGUAAAAGACCCCUUUCAUCAAUGUGCCCCACAAUCAUUUUUGACAAACACAACAGAGUCAAAAUGGUGGUCGGGGCCUCAGGUGGGACGAAAAUCACCACAGCUACCGCUCUGGUGAUCCUAAACUCGCUGUUCUUUAACUAUGACCUGAAAAAAGCAGUGACAGAGCCCAGAGUCCAUAACCAACUCAACCCCAACAUGACCGUCGUGGAACAGGACUUUGAGCAGAGUGUUCUUGAUGGCUUGGAACAGAAGAAUCACGUAACAGAGCUACAGAGGACACCAGGUGCAGUGGUCCAGGCCAUCGUGCGGCAAGGGGACAAACUCUGUGCUGAAUGUGACCCCAGGAAAGGCGGCUAUCCUGCAGGAUACUGAACGCCAGUCCAUCUCACCAUUCGUGGACCUUCAGAGACUCAGUCGUGAAAAAUGGAUACAUUCAGAAGCAACAGACCUUUCAGGCUAAUGAUCAACAUGGACCACAAUGCACAAAGUUGCACAAAGACUCCCUGUAUUUAUUAUUUAUUUUAUUUUAUUUUGUUGAUGGGGAAAUGUUUCUUUGAUAUUUAUGAUUUUACCAAGCUUAUUUAUUCCUUUUGUGUGUAGAAAAGAUGAUUUAUUAUCAGGGGUCUUUUUGGUGCCUGAUUCUAUUGUACGGGUUCUUUGUUUGUGUAAUGAAGUUCCUGGGGGUUUCAUGUUGAAAAUCUUCAAAGCUCAUAUUAACACAAAACAUGUCUGUAAAUGUGACCAAGUCAGGGUACAUAACCGUACAAAUAAAUAAAUAAAUAAAUAAAUAAGUAAAUAAAGACUAAAAUAUUACAGGUUUAUUCAUAGGGAGUUAAUUUUUAUUCAAAAAAAGAGACUAUUCCUAACAAAAUGAAUAUUCCUCAGCCUGAGAAAACAAAACUAUUUUAGAUGUACAUCAUCAGAAAAGUGGCUAAUCUGUGCAAAUUCCAAAGAUUUCAUUAGUAUGAAAACAAAUUUUAAAAGGAGGCAUGACCCAAAAGCACAUCCCUAAACCAAACUGUCAUUGGUGGAUGAGCAAACCAUCCUAAAAUUUGUGAAUGAGGAACAAAUUCAUAUGAAUUGGCCACUAAAUCAAAAUUUACAAGCUAUAAACUCGUCCUCACACAGAUCCUGCAAAUGUUUCUUUUUUUUUUUUUUGGACACAAAAGGCUUGUUGGUCAUCUAUCUCUAUGCAGUACUGAUUUUAACCUUAAAAGGGCAAAACUACCAUGCAAAAAUGGUAAACAACAAUUAAAAUGUCUGAUGGUAAUCAAUAUUUUUAAAUUCCAAGUGUGGAUUUAGCAACUAAAAAAGGAAAGGUCAUGUGCAACAAUGAGUACGUUUACAUGAACACCGAUAAUCUCAUUUUAAAACGAUUAAGACAAUGAUUAAGAGUAUACUAUGUAAACAGCGAUUUUUUUAU